AUGGGCAUCUCCAAGUUCCUCCGCGCUAUUGUGCGCAAUGAGGCGAUGCGCACUGAUCCUCAUGAGAUCUACGGCUGGAGAGUCUUUGCUCUGGCAUGUGCUUCCUGCUUCGGCGGCAUGCUCUUCGGCUGGGAUAUUGGCGCCAUAGGCGGCGUCCUCGCCAUGGAAGAGACGCAGAAGCGCUUUGGCUACUUUGACAGCUCCAAGGCCCACAAGACGAACCAGGACCAGAACAUUGUGUCGACGCUGCAGGCCGGGUGCUUCGCCGCCUGCUUCGUGACGCCCUGGCUGGCCGACCGCUACGGCCGGCGCCUGUGCCUCAUCGUCGUCGGCAUCAUCACGACCGUCGGCGUCAUCUUCCAGGCCGCCUCGGCCGCCCAGGGAACCCUGGCGCUCAUGUUCGUGGGCCGCUUCGUGGCCGGCGUCGGCGUCGGCGCCGCCUCCAUGCUGACGCCGCUCUACGUCUCCGAGUGCGCGCCGCGCGCCAUCCGCGGCGGCCUCACGGCCUUCUACCAGCUCUUCAUCGUCACGGGCACCAUGAUGGCCGUCUGGGUCAACUACGGCAGCCUCAUGCACGUCACGGGCACCGCCGUCUACGCCGUGCCCCUCGCCAUGCAGGCCCUGCCCGCCGUCAUCCUCAGCGCCGGCAUGCUCUUCUGCCCCGAGAGCCCGCGCUGGUGCGCCAAGCAGGACCACUGGGAGCGGGCCACGGCCAUCCUGGCCAGGCUCAGGGCCCUGCCGGCCGACCACGAGUACGUCCAGGCCGAGAUCAACGACAUGUCGAACCAGCUCGAGACGGAGCGCCGCCUCGUCGGCGAUGCUACGACGAGGGCCCUCCUCCGCGAGAUGUGGCUCGUUCCCAGCAACCGCAAGAGAGCGCUGCUGUCUGUUUUUCUCAUGAUUUCCCAACAGAUGAGCGGGCCGAACGCAGUCAACUACUACGCUCCGCAAAUCUUCAAGAACCUCGGCAUGAGUGGCACUGAGUCGUCUCUCUUUGCCACAGGUAUCUAUGGCGUCGUCAAGGUCGUUGGCUGCGCGUGUUUCCUCAUCUUCGUUGCCGACUCCCUGGGCCGGCGGAGGAGUCUGAUCUGGACGGGCAUCGGACAGGGUAUCGCCAUGUAUAUUGUGGGCAUUUACGGCCGAGUGGAGCCCCCUGUUGAGGGCGAGCCGAUCUCGCCCUUCGGCUACGUCGCCAUCACCUGCAUCUUCAUCUGGGUCGUCUUCUUCCAGUUUGGCUGGGGCCCGUGCUGUUGGAUCCUGGUCUCCGAGAUCCCAACCGCUCGUCUCCGUGCUCUGAACGUCGCCCUCGCGGCGGCGACGCAGUGGCUCUUCAACUUUAUCAUUGCGCGUACCGUGCUGACGAUGCAGCUCACCAUGGGCUACAAGGGCUAUGGUAUGUUCUUCAUGUUUGGAUCCUUUAGCUUCGUCAUGGCCGUCAUCGUCUACUUCCUCAUUCCCGAGACCAAGGGUCUGAGUCUGGAGCAGAUGGAUGAGCUCUUUGGUGUCAACGACAUGGUCAAGACCAUGGACGACGAGCCUGAGGUGGCAGCUGGGACAACCAUUCAGGAUGCAGCUGAGCGGCCUCGUGAGAAGUGA
Messenger RNA from Verticillium dahliae VdLs.17, 1596 nucleotides. Its product is annotated as galactose-proton symporter. Lineage: Eukaryota; Fungi; Ascomycota; Sordariomycetes; Glomerellales; Plectosphaerellaceae. Gene Ontology annotation, molecular function: carbohydrate:proton symporter activity. Gene Ontology annotation, biological process: transmembrane transport; carbohydrate transport. The transcript has 6 exons. The coding region runs from base 1 to 1596 and encodes 531 amino acids. The record is from RefSeq and is a predicted model, not a curated record. Gene Ontology annotation, cellular component: membrane.